CAUAAACCCCUUAUGUUGAUGUGAGAGUGACCCAUAGCAUAGCAUGAUGGUACUCCCUUUCCUUGGGUUGGGGCUUUUGUUUUGGCCAUGGCAACGAUGACGUGAGCACCAUCCCCAACACUCCUUUCUCGUUCCUUCCUUCGCAGAAUCAUCAUAAUUCAUAACCCACUUCCCUCUUUCUCUUCUUCUUCUUCUUCUCUCCCCCAAUAUCAACCAUGGGCAAUGUCAAUGGGAGAGACGACGUCAACGGUACUCCAUCGCCAUCAGGGACCGAAGGAGAAGAAGAAGAAGAUGAUGACAACGAAGAUGGUGCCUCCGACUCUGUCACCGAUUGCAUGUCCGCCAACCCUGCACCUUCAGAGUUGAUGGGUCAUUCUCCCCCUGCUAGCCCUAGAGCCACCCAAUCCCCUUUCAUGUUCGCCCCUCAAGUUCCAGUGGUUCCGCUUCAAAGACCUGAUGAGAUGCAUGCUCCAAGCCCUUCCUGGAUGCAGACUACCUCGGGGUAUGAGGAUAUGUACAGUGAACUAGCAAUUCCAACGAUGAUUACUUGGAGUUAUGAUGGGAAGGAAGUGGCUGUGGAGGGAUCAUGGGAUAAUUGGAAAACAAGAAUGUCCUUACAGAGAUCAGGGAAGGACUUCACAAUAAUGAAGGUGCUGCCAUCUGGUGUAUACCAAUUUAGAUUUAUUGUUGAUGGACAGUGGAGGUACGCCCCUGAUUUGCCUUGGACUCAAGAUGAUGCAGGGAAUGCUUACAACAUUUUGGACUUGCAGGAUUUUGUUCCUGAAGACAUUGAAAGCAUUUCUAGUUUUGAACCUCCUAAAUCACCAGACUCUAGUUAUAACAACUUACAGCUUAGUUCUGAAGAUUAUGCAAAGGAGCCACCAUUAGUUCCUCCAUAUUUACAAAUGACGCUUCUUAAUGUUCCGUCAACAAAUAUGGACAUCCAACCUCUUACAUGCAGACCCCAGCAUGUAGUGCUCAAUCAUCUUUACAUGCAGAAAGGAAAGGGUAGCCCUUCAGUGGUUGCGCUUGGUACAACUCAUCGGUUUCUAGCCAAAUAUGUGACUGUAGUGCUGUACAAGUCUUUGCAGAGGUAAACAUAAAUUACAUGGACUGUGUAGCCUUUAAAGCCUUAGUUAAUAUAGCUUCGAGCGGUAUCGCUAUAAGUGAGAAAUUCUAAGCUCCAUGAGGAUCAUUACAUGAAAGUAAAGAUUGUGGUACAUAUAAUGCAAUUGCUUGAUGGCCAUUCAUCAUGCAAUUCAGUUUCCUUUCUUACAUCAUUUGAUGAUGCUAUUCUCUAGGAAUGUUGAUUAAACCACACCAAGAUAAAAGGGAAAAGAAAGAAAGGUAAUUUCAUCA
This is a messenger RNA of Cajanus cajan (pigeon pea), 1359 nucleotides long. Its product is annotated as SNF1-related protein kinase regulatory subunit beta-2. Gene Ontology annotation, molecular function: protein binding. Lineage: Eukaryota; Viridiplantae; Streptophyta; Magnoliopsida; Fabales; Fabaceae. The record is from RefSeq and is a predicted model, not a curated record.